This is a messenger RNA of Phyllotreta striolata, 729 nucleotides long. The record is from the annotation of a GenBank genome assembly. NCBI's taxonomy places the organism in Eukaryota, Metazoa, Arthropoda, Insecta, Coleoptera, Chrysomelidae.
AUGAGUAGUUUUAAAGAAAACGGUGAGAUGAGUGAUGAUGAUUCCACUUCGGAGAGUGACAGUAGUGAUGAUGAAGUCGAUUCGAUUGCUGUGGGACUUGACAGGGACAAGAGACAAACAAAGUGGUGCGCCGUAGACCAACCAAACCAGCAGCUCCACCAUCAACGAAAACCCCAUCAGCAUCCCCAUCACCAUAACCACCACCAUCGACACCACGCGCCCGUAAAAGUGGUAUGGCCUCCGCCAUCCAACGCCACCACCCCAUCGACGUCUUACUCGAAUCCCAUCAGAUUCGACACGAAUCCCAAGCUGGGCCCCAAGAUGCAAUUGCUCUGCAAAACCGGCUACCUGCUGGCCGUCUAUCCGGAUGGAAAGGUCAGAGGAACGGCCGACAGCAACGAUCUCCACACCUAUCUGGAAUUGUUUUCGGCAGGACAUCCAGGACACGUCAGGAUUAAGGGUUUGCUGACGAAUUUGUACGUAGCGAUGAAUAGAAGGGGGCGAUUGUACGGAGAGUCGCUCAUAAAGUCGCACGGGGAUCCGAUGAUGGAAAAUAACGUUUUUAUAGAAUCAUUCCAAGGGUCUUACACGACGUAUCUGUCGAGGAAAUUCGCGCAUUUAGGUUGGUACGUGGCCAUCAAGAAAAACGGGAAAAUUAAAAAAGGUCCGAAAACCCGUUACGGCCAGAAGGCGGUGAAAUUUCUACCGUUGAGGCGAAAAUUCGAAUAA